This is a messenger RNA of Phragmites australis (common reed), 1961 nucleotides long. RefSeq names its product protein HEAT STRESS TOLERANT DWD 1-like. NCBI's taxonomy places the organism in Eukaryota, Viridiplantae, Streptophyta, Magnoliopsida, Poales, Poaceae. The coding region runs from base 313 to 1761 and encodes 482 amino acids. The transcript is spliced from 15 exons. Gene Ontology annotation, molecular function: protein binding. The record is from RefSeq and is a predicted model, not a curated record.
ACCCUCUACACCGCCGGCCAAUUCCCUCUCCGGCUCUCCCUCUCUCUCUCUAACCCUAAGUGCGCAGCCGGCCGGCGGCAGCGCGGCGCCGACGUCGAGCACACCCAGACCCAGGCGCGCAGGCAGCAUCCUCUCCAAGACGGCAACACGGUGUUCAGAUUUCAGAGCACACUUUCGUAGUGUUGGAUAAGGACUUGAUCGAGGGAGAGUUCGUCCCCGGCAACCCGCACACUGAAGGUAUACUUCUGAUCUUCUGUAAAACUCCACCCUAGCUCAUUUUUCUGGCGGGAUCCGCCACUGGUUCUUCCACUGAUGGGUCGCUUGAAGAAGGCCAAGAAGGCCAAAUCCAAUAAAAAGACCAAGAAAGCUGAAGCCUCGUCAUCAUCUAAUCCUGCUGUUGCGUCUGGCCCGGCUAAGGUAUGGCAACCGGGUGUAGAUGCACUGGAAGAUGGGGAGGAGCUCCAGUUUGAUCCUGAGGCCUACAAUUAUCUCCGAGGAUUUAGCAUUGGCUGGCCUUGCUUGAGUUUUGAUGUUAUGCGCGAUCAACUUGGACUUGUCCGAUCAGAGUUCCCACAUACAUUGUAUGGUGUUGCUGGAACGCAGGCUGAGAAGGCUUCAUGGAAUUAUAUUGGUAUUUUCAAGCUUUCCAACAUAAAAGGGAAGAAGCGGGAACCUAUACCAGCUUCAGCAGUUGAUGGUGACAGUGAUAUGGAUAGUGAUAGCAGCAGUGAUGAAGAAGAUGAAGAAAUUAACGAAGAUACAAAGCCUGUUGUACAUCUAAAAAAGGUGGCUCAUGCGGGGUGUGUAAAUCGGAUACGCUCAAUGACUCAAAACCCACAUCUAUGUGCUACGUGGGGAGAUACUGGUCAUGUUCAGGUGUGGGAUUUGAGCAUAUUUCGUAAUUCAUUAGCAGAGUCAGAGACAGCUGGACACAAAGAAGACGACAUAAUCAACAAGCUCUCUCCUGUCAAAGUAUUUAGUGGCCAUAAAGAUGAGGGCUAUGCAAUUGAUUGGAGUCCACUUGUUACUGGAAGACUUGUUUCUGGUGACUGCAAUAAGUGCAUUCACCUAUGGGAGCCAACUUCAAACAACUGGAACGUAGAUGCAAAUCCAUUUGUUGGACACUCUGCAAGUGUUGAAGAUCUACAGUGGAGUCCCACGGAAGCCGACAUAUUUGCCUCUUGUUCAGUGGAUGGUAUGAUAUUGAUAUGGGAUAUACGUACAGGGAAGAAACCAUGUGUUUCUGUUAAGGCUCACAACGCUGAUGUGAAUGUUAUCUCAUGGAAUAGGCUUGCUAGCUGUAUGAUAGCUUCAGGAUGUGAUGAUGGCAGUUUUUCAAUUCGUGAUCUUAGAUUAAUCAAGGGGGACUCCUUGGUAGCACAUUUUGAGUACCACAAGAAAGCAAUUACAUCUAUCGAGUGGAGUCCACAUGAACCAUCAACAUUGGCUGUAACAUCUGAAGAUCAUCAACUCACAAUUUGGGAUCUUUCAUUGGAAAAAGAUAAAGAAGAGGAGGCCGAAUUCAGAGCGAAAUUGAAAGAGCAGGCAAAUGCACCUGAAGAUUUGCCCCCACAACUUCUGUUUGUUCAUCAGGGCCAGAAAGAUCUGAAAGAAUUGCACUGGCACCCACAGAUACCUGCGAUGAUCAUAUCAACGGCAGCUGACGGCUUCAAUGUGUUGAUGCCUAGCAACAUCGAUACAACCAUUCCAGGUGCUGAGCCUAGCAACAUUGAUACAACCAUUCCAGCUGCUGAGCCAUAGAUGUUUUUGUAGCGCCAUACACUUCGAGAUUUAUGUAUCCAGUAGUGUGUAUUCCAGUUUUGCUGUCAUAUGUGUUGGUUACUAUGAUCCUCAGUUCGAGUAUGAUCAGAGUUUUGAUCGACUACCAUUCUGUGCCACAUAGAAGAUAAUAUUUAAUGUGCACAUUUUUUUUGCAUGCAUCCUGGAUGGUAGUUCUGCUU